This is a messenger RNA of Paramuricea clavata, 1599 nucleotides long. The record is from the annotation of a GenBank genome assembly. Lineage: Eukaryota; Metazoa; Cnidaria; Anthozoa; Malacalcyonacea; Plexauridae.
AUGGAGACAAAACUUGGCGAAUUAGCUGGAAAAUUCAAAGCUUUAAACUUUGUAGUGGGGAAUAUGGACGAUAUUUUGACUGCGCAAGAGAAAGAACCAUUAAAACGUAAGGAAAUAUCUAUCUCAAAGAAAAUUAACGCGAUUUAUGCGCUUCAAGAGGAAAUCGAGGAACUUAAAUUUAUACAAAAGGACAGCGAAGAAAAUGUACGUGCGUGGGCUAAUGACUGUGAGACUAAAUUAAAUGAAGCCAAAUCGAAAGUUGAAAAUAUUAAACGUGUGUUAGUAGAAAUCGAAGAAGAGGAAAUACUUGCUAAACGUGAAAAGGACGAAGCGAAUUUACUUAUGGCUAUUGACGCUGAAACCGAGAAACAAUUAGCGAUUGAAAAGGCAAGACUAGAACUGGAACGAGUUCACAAGGAGGCGGAACGUCAGCGCGAGUUGGAGCACCAAGAUCGGAUUCUACAGCAGAAAAUGAAAUUCCAGAAAUCCAUGGAAACAUCGAUGGAAAAAUCCAAAGAGGUAAAAAAUAUUAAAUUACCUAAAUUAGCAAUAACGAAAUUUGGCGGUAAAUUUUCUGAUUGGCUUCCACUUUGGAACACUUUUGAAGCUGAGACAGACUCAGUCGACCUACCCUCAGUUUCAAAGUUUGGUUAUCUAAAAGAAUUAUUAGAACCAAAAGUACGAGUAGAUAUUGAUGGGUUACCCUUUACGACUGAAGGAUAUGAGAGAGCCAAGAAUGUAUUAAAGAGCGAGUACGGAAAAUCCAGCGAGAUUAUCAAUGCUCACAUUCAAAAUAUUAUGGGCCUACCUGUUAUAACUGGAUCGAGUCCAGUGAAAGUGCAUGAGUUUUACAAAACACUUUCUCAUAACGUUCAGUCGUUAGAAACAUUGGGGAAAAUAGAGAGGGUCAAUGGUACAACGAGAAAUGUAUUGGAUAAACUAAAGGGAAUUAAAGCUGACCUAGUUCGGGGGGAAGAAGGGUGGCAAGACUGGGACCUCCCGCGGUUAGUAGUGGCGUUGAAAAAGUGGAAAAAUGUUAAUCCAAUUGAGAAUAAUUAUCAAGAUAAUAACAAAUCAUCACCACCAAAACGGUUUGGACCACGAUCUGAUUUUUAUCAUACAAAGGACGGUGAUCGAAAAAAGCGAGUUUGUGUUUAUUGUGAAGAUAGUAGCCAUUUGUCAAAAAGUUGUCCGAAAAUGUCCUCAGUUUCAGCCCGAAAGAAAUUUCUCGCCGAGCGUAGACUUUGUUUUAACUGUACUGGUGCAAAACAUCGUGCAUCAGACUGCAAAAGUACCUUAAAUUGUCAACUUUGUAACCAGAAACAUCACACCUCUAUUUGCACGAGAGAACAACAGCCAUUACUAACCACGACCGAAAGUAGUGAUAUACCGUUAGCUUACCCAGUAGUUGUUGUGAAUGUUGAAGGUGUGAAAUGUCGCGCGCUUCUAGACACAGGAGCAGGAAGUUCCUACGCUUCUGCCGCGCUUUUAAAUCGUUUAACUAAUCGUAAACGUCACAAAGAGAUACGUCGAGUGGAAAUGAUGCUUGGAGCAGUUACUCGGAAAUGGAACUGUCCACUGUUAAUGUUGAAGCCUUAG